AUGUCAUCCAACAUCACGUACCAACUGUUCAGCAGCAGCAACCUCCACACGCUCGGUUGUUUGAACAUAUUUGUAAUAAGUUAUGUGCCGUAUCUGUUGUGUUGCAUCACAGAUGAUUCAGGGAGGAGAGAGGAUGAGUUAGUCGAGGUCGAUAGUGCUGUAGUGGAAGAUUUAGGAACUGUAGAAACAGGCCCAGCCAGAGCAAAACUCAAAGAAUACCCUCUCACCACCUUUGGACUACAGAGAAGGGCCUUCCUGCCAAAAUGGUUUGAGACAUUUGAGUGGUUAGAGUACUCUGCUAACCGAAAUGCAGCCUUCUGCUUCUCAUGCAGGCUCUUUGGGAAACAAGUGUCUAGAGUAAAUAAAGAUAUGAUAACCAGCUCUGUUGGAUUUUUAAACUGGAAACGAGCUUUGGACAGCUUUAGAGAGUAUGAUACUUGUUCAGGACACAAAGCUUCAAUGCUUGCUUGGAAGAAUUACAAAGUCAGUUCAUCACAAGGCAGUGUUGUUGAGAGAAUGCAUGUGGCCAAUGUUGACCAGAUAGUUGAAAGAAGAGAAUACCUCCGUCGUAUCACUGCUGUCAUUAGCUUUUUGGGAAAGCAAGGCCUCACAUUCUGUGGCCAUGAUGAGAAAGAGUCCUCUGACAAUCAGGGAAAUUUCUUAGAGAUAAUGACAUUUCUGGAGAAAUUCGACCCCUUUCUCCAAAGCUACACACCUCCUGCGCAUUCCACAUAUCUCUCUGCAGGCUCUCAGAAUGAAAUGAUACAAUGUUGUGCGGAGGAAGUUACUGUCCCCAUUAUUGAAGACAUGAAGCAUUCAAAAAUGAAUGCAGUGAUGGCUGAUGAGGCUCGAGAUGGUCAUGUGGAACAGCUUGCUGUGUGUGUUCGUUAUGUGGGAUGUGAGAACACUGUCAAAGAAAGUUUUCUGGAACUUAAAAGUCUGAAGUCUUUCGAUGCGCGUUCCAUCACAGAGACAAUUGAAGAAGUUUUAAAAUCCAAAGGCCUGCAAGACCUGCGAUGCGUGGCUCAGGCUUACGAUGGGGCCUCCAUCAUGAGCGGUGCUGUUCGGGGUGUUCAGGCUCAAUUUCGCGUGAAGCAUCCAGAAGCAGUGUAUGUGCACUGCUAUGCACAUGAACUGAAUUUGGUGCUUUGUCACACUUGUAGGGCUGUGCCAGAAGCCGUAGAUUUCUUCGACACACUGGAGAGUGUGUACUGUUUCUUCAGUGUGUCUUUAGUAAAUCAUCUGUCUUUCUCUGACACGCAAAAAGCCUUGAGCUUAGAGAAGACUGAGCUUGUACAGCUCUCGAAGACGUGAUGGGCAUGCCAGCUCUUAUCAGCCACUGCUGUGAUCGCAAAUAUGCCAGCAUUGUUGGAGUGCCUCAGAGAAAUGACCACUACUACCACAGCAAUUGGACUGCUUUCCAAAUUUUCAAAUGUCUAUAUGCUUGUUAUGUUUAAAGCCUUGCUGUCCACUACAGAGGGACUUCACAAGUACCUUCAAAAAGAAGAUGUGGACUUAGCGCAAGCUACAUUGUAUAAAGAUGCGGUCCUUGAAACACUUAGGUCCAUGCGGACAGAGGAAAUGGCAGAGAAGUUUCAUAAUCAGGGCAAAGAAAUUCUCGAGGCCAACCAUCUGUCAGAGACCCCUACUCCAGGAUGUUCUCACAAACGCAAGCAGAAGCGAUUAGAUGACUAUGUGGUAGAGUCCACCACUGGCACAAAGGCUUAUGUAAGCGCUGGGGAUGAGAUAAGAAAUCACAUAUUUUACCCAUGCCUCGACAGAAUGGUGAGUGAGUUGGAGGGUAGAUUUUGUGGUGUUGGUGCAGAGCUAAUCAAAAGGCAUCAAAGCUUGCCAUCCAGCAGCAAAUGACUUCCUGUGUGAGGAAUCUCUAGAACUGAUUGCUAAACACUAUAACAUGAAGGUCAGUAAAGAGGCUGUAGUGGCUAGACACUUCCUAAUCAAAAGACCAAGGGUGUCAUCUCAGAU
Fundulus heteroclitus (mummichog) is the source of this 1986-nucleotide messenger RNA. Its product is annotated as zinc finger MYM-type protein 1-like. NCBI's taxonomy places the organism in Eukaryota, Metazoa, Chordata, Actinopteri, Cyprinodontiformes, Fundulidae. Bases 1 to 1314 code for a protein of 437 amino acids. The record is from RefSeq and is a predicted model, not a curated record. The transcript is spliced from 2 exons.